CGCGGAUGCUCCCGGGUAGCGGCGGCCGCGGUGGCGGGGCCAUGGCGACCCCGGACAGCUGCGUCAAGGUGGCCGUGAGGAUCCGUCCCCAGCUGCCCAAAGAGAAGAUAGAGGGAUGUCACAUCUGCACCUCGGUGACACCUGGCGAGCCCCAGGUGCUACUGGGGAAGGACAAGGCCUUCACCUACGACUUUGUCUUUGACCUGGACACGUGGCAGGAGCGGAUCUACACCACCUGUAUGGGGAAGCUCAUCGAGGGCUGCUUUGAGGGCUACAAUGCCACGGUGCUGGCAUACGGGCAGACUGGCGCGGGGAAGACGUACACCAUGGGCACCGGCUUCGACAUGAGCAUCUCCGAGGAGGAGCAGGGCAUCAUCCCGCGGGCCAUCGGCCACCUCUUCAGCGGCAUCGAGGAGCGCAAGCGCGCGGCGCAGAGCCAGGGCGUGGCAGCACCCGAGUUCAAAGUCAGCGCCCAGUUCCUGGAGCUCUACAACGAGGAGAUCCUGGACCUGUUCGACAGCGCCCGCGACCCCGACGCGCGGCACCGCAAAUCCAACAUCAAAAUCCACGAGGAUGCCAGCGGGAGCAUCUACACCACGGGGGUCACGUCGCGCCUCAUCAGCUCGCAGGACGAGCUGAUCCAGUGCCUAAAACAGGGAGCUCUUUCCCGCACCACCGCCAGCACCCAGAUGAACGUGCAGAGCUCCCGGUCCCACGCCAUCUUCACCAUUCACCUGUGCCAGACCAGAGUGUGUGCCCGCCCGGAGCUGGUGAACGGGGAGGUGACCGGCCUCCUGGAUGGAUCCCAGCCCGCCACUGAGUACGAGACCUUGACAGCCAAGUUUCACUUUGUGGACCUGGCUGGCUCAGAGAGGCUGAAGCGGACGGGAGCAACCGGCGAGAGGGCGAAGGAAGGGAUCUCCAUCAACUGCGGGCUGCUGGCCUUGGGGAAUGUCAUUAGUGCCCUUGGAGACCAGAGCAAGAAGGUCGUGCACGUGCCCUACCGCGACUCCAAACUCACCCGCCUGCUGCAGGAUUCCCUCGGGGGCAACAGCCAAACCAUCAUGAUUGCCUGUGUGAGCCCCUCUGACCGGGACUUCAUGGAGACCCUGAACACGCUCAAAUACGCCAACCGGGCUCGCAACAUCAAGAACAAAGUGGUGGUGAACCAGGACAAGACAAGCCAGCAGAUCAGUGCCCUGCGGGCCGAGAUCGCCCGCCUGCAGAUGGAACUGAUGGAGUACAAGGCAGGCAAGCGAGUCAUCGGGGAGGAUGGCGCAGAGGGAUACAGCGACCUGUUCCGGGAGAACACCAUGCUGCAGAAGGAGAACAGCGCCCUGCGCAUGAGGGUGAAGGCCAUGCAGGAGGCCAUCGAUGCCAUCAACAGCAGGGUCACCUACCUCAUGAGCCAGGAGGCCAAUCUGAUGCUGGCCAAGGCAGGGGAUGGUAACGAAGCCAUUGGCACCCUCAUCCAGAACUACAUCCGGGAGAUUGAAGAGCUGAGAACGAAGCUUCUGGAGAGCGAGUCCAUGAACGAGUCCCUGCGCCGCAGCCUGUCCCGAGCGUCUGCCCGGCCCCCCUACUCCAUGGGCUCCUCUCCAGCUGCUGGCCUGGGUCUGUGCAGCCCCGCAGUGCCAGUGGAUUCAGAGGCCUCUGAUGUCCUCCGACGGGCCAAGCAGGACCUGGAGCGCCUGAAGAAGAAGGAGCGGAGGCAGCAGAGGAAGAGCCCAGAGAAGGAGACAUUAAGGAAGCAGCAGAAACUGCAGCAGGACAACGGGGAGGAGACGGAUGAGAACGAGGUGGAAGAGGAGGAGGAGGAGCAGGAUGAGAGUGGCUGUGAGGAAGAGGAUGGGCGCGAGGAUGAAGAUGAGGACUCGGGCAGUGAAGAGAGCCUGGUGGACUCAGACUCGGAUGCAGAGGAGAAGGCCGUGAAUUUCCAGGCUGAUCUGGCAGAUCUGACCUGUGAGAUUGAGAUCAAGCAGAAGCUGAUUGAUGAGCUGGAGAACAGCCAGCGGCGCUUGCAGACCCUCAAGCAUCAGUAUGAGGAGAAGCUGAUCCUACUGCAGAACAAGAUUCGGGACACGCAGCUGGAGCGGGACCGGGUCCUGCAAAACCUCAGCACCAUGGAGUGUUACACAGAGGAGAAAGCCAACAAGAUCAAAGCAGACUAUGAGAAGCGUCUGAAGGAGAUGAACCGGGACCUGCAGAAGCUCCAGGCAGCCCAGAAGGAACACGCUCGCCUGCUUAAGAACCAGUCCCGCUACGAGCGGGAGCUGCGGAAGCUGCAGGCAGAGGUGGCCGAGAUGAAGAAGGCAAAGGUUGCACUGAUGAAGCAGAUGCGGGAGGAGCAGCAGCGGAGGCGGCUGGUGGAGACCAAGAGGAACCGGGAGAUUGCACAGCUCAAGAAGGAGCAGCGCCGGCAGGAGUUCCAGAUCAGGGCUCUGGAGUCUCAGAAGCGGCAGCAGGAAAUAGUGCUGCGGAGGAAAACCCAGGAGGUGUCAGCACUGCGCCGUCUGGCCAAGCCCAUGUCAGACCGGGUGGCGGGCAGGACGGGCCAGAAGCCGGCUAUGCUGGACUCGGGUGCAGAGGUCUCGGCCAGCACCACCUCCUCCGAGCCCGAGUCCGGCGCUCGCUCCGUCUCCAGCAUCGUGCGCCAGUGGAACAGGAAAAUCAACAACUUCCUGGGAGACACCUCGUCCUCUGUGAACGGGGCUCGGCCUGCCAGGAAGAAGUUCCCCAAGAAGGGCUCAAGCCAGACCUUCAGCAAAGCUGCCCGCCUCAAGUGGCAGUCGCUGGAGCGGCGCAUCUUCGACAUCGUCAUGCAGAGGAUGACCAUCGUCAACCUCGAGGCGGACAUGGAGAGGCUCAUCAAGAAACGCGAGGAGCUGUCACUGCUGCAGGAGGCGUUGCUGGGCAAGCGGGCGAAGCUGCAGGCAGAGAGCCCCAUGGAACAGAAAGGGCUGCAAGAGCUGAAUGAGGAGAUUGAGGUGCUGGGGGCCAACAUUGACUACAUCAACGACAGCAUUUCAGACUGCCAGGCCACCAUCAUGCAGAUUGAGGAGACCAAGGAGGAGCUGGACUCCACGGACACCUCGGUGGUGAUCAGCUCCUGCUCCCUGGCCGAAGCCCGGCUGCUGCUGGACAACUUCCUGAAGGCCUCCAUCGACAAGGGGCUGCAGGUAGCCCAGAAGGAGGCCCAGAUCCGGCUGCUGGAGGGGCGGCUGCGGCAGUCAGACGUGGCCAGCUCCUCACAGAACCACGCCCUCCUGGAUGCCCUGCGGGAGAAGGCCGAGUCCCACCCCGAGCUGCAGGCGCUGAUCCACAAUGUCCAGCAAGAGAAUGGCUACACCAGCACGGAUGAGGAGGUCUCAGAGUUCAGCCUGGCUUCAGAUGGGAGCAUCUCCCAGUCUUUCACCAUGAAGGGCUCAGCAAGCCAGGAUGACUUCAAGUUCAAGGGAGAGCCCAAGCUCUCGGGGCAGAUGAAGGCAGUGUCAGCUGAGUGUCUGGGACCCACGCUGGACGUCUCUACCAAGAACAUCACCAAGUCCCUGGCAUCCCUCAUGGAGAUCAAAGAGGACGGGAUCGGCUUCUCCAUCCGAGACCCCUAUUACAAGGAGAAGGUGUCGCGCACCGUCAGCCUGCCCACGCGAGGAAGCACCUUUCCCAGGCAGUCUCGAGGCUCAGACACUUCUCCCCUGACAAGGCGGAAAUCCUACGACCGUGGGCAACCCGCCAGGCCUGCAGACAUUGGCUUCACACCUCCCUCCUCCCCACCCACCCGCCCACGUAACGACCGCAACGUCUUCUCCCGCCUCACCAGCACCCAGAGCCAGGGGUCUGCCUUGGAUAAGUCUGAUGACAGCGAUUCCUCUGUCUCGGAGGUGCUGAGGGGCAUCAUUAACCCAGUGGGUGGCACCAAGAAUGCCCGGACAGCCCCACUGCAGUGUGUCUCAGUGGCAGAGGGACACACCAAGCCUGUGCUCUGCCUGGAUGCCACCGACGAGCUGCUCUUCACGGGGUCCAAAGACCGGAGCUGCAAAAUGUGGAACCUGGUGACGGGCCAGGAAAUCGCUUCCCUCAAGGGUCACCCAAACAAUGUGGUUUCCAUCAAGUACUGCAGCCACACGGGGCUGGUGUUCACCGUGUCCACGUCGUACAUCAAAGUGUGGGACAUCCGCGACUCCGCCCGGUGCAUCCGCACCCUCACAUCUUCUGGACAGGUGAUCUCUGGGGACGCCUGUGCUGGCACCACCACCCGCACGGUCACCAGCGUGCAGGGGGAGCACCAGAUCAACCAGAUCGCCCUCAACCCCACGGGCACCACGCUCUACGCUGCCGCCGGCAACUCCGUCCGCAUCUGGGAGCUGAGCAGGUUGCAGCCUGUGGGAAAGCUGAGCGGCCACAUCGGGCCCGUGAUGUGCCUCACAGUGAACCAGACAGCGAACAACCACGACCUGGUGGUCACAGGUUCCAAAGAUCACUACGUCAAGGUGUUUGAGAUCACGGAGGGCAUGGUGGGCAACAUUGGCCCAACUCACAACUUCGAGCCCCCUCACUACGAUGGCAUCGAGUGCCUGGCCAUCCAGGGAGACGUCCUCUUCAGCGGCUCCAGGGACAACGGCAUUAAGAAGUGGGAUCUGGAGCAGCAGGAACUUACCCAGCAAAUCCCCAAUGCCCACAAAGACUGGGUCUGUGCCCUGGCCUUCAUCCCCGGCCGCCCCAUGGUGCUGAGCGCCUGCCGAGGAGGUGUCAUCAAAGUCUGGAACGUGGACACCUUCACCCCAGUCGGGGAGAUCAAGGGGCAUGACAGCCCCAUCAACGCCAUCUGCACCAACUCAAAGCACAUCUUCACUGCCUCCAGCGACUUGACAGUGAAGCUCUGGAGUGGGAGGAGGUUGCCCGCGGGGUCAAACUAGGAACUGCAGAGAGACUGGAAGGCUUGGGAGCAGGGUGAAGGUCAGGGUGCCUCCCCCUGCUAUUAGGACUCGGUCAUCUACAGGAGCACUCAGCCCGGGACAGGGAUUUCUUUGUGCCUGACCCAACGGGGUGGAUGAUGCCUCAUGUGAUACUUUGAGCACUGCCAGCUCCUGUGGGGCACUGGCAGCUCUGUGGGGCACUGGCAGCUCCACCUUCCCUCCUGCUGAGGUUUCUCGAUGGCUCUCCGGUGACCAGGAAAUAUUUCAUCUCUCCUCUCACCCAUCCUGCUGUAAGGACUUCUGGGGGUCAGAGCUCCUUGGCUCCUUCUUGGGAGACACCCAGUUCCCUCCUGCCACUGUGGGCUUGUGUGGCCUCUGCUGUGAUGUGCUGCUCUGGGGCUGGUUCCUGCAGGAGUCCUUCUCCACAACCACGAGGACAUUUGGUGUCUGCUGGCCAGGACACAAGUACAGAGGGUGCUUCUCUGGAGCUGUUACUCGUGGGACACCUCUCUGCUGUGGGGGCUGCAGGAGGAUUUCCUGGUACUCCUAUUCUUCCCCAUCCUCCGUCUACCCGUCCCCCGCAGCUGGAGGUGGGCACCUCUGAGCUCCUUUGCCGUGUCCCAUCUUGGGAGACACAGCAAGCCUGGAAAGAUCUCUGUCAGGCAACUUCCAGACAAACCUGCUGCAGUUCCCUUCAAAGUUCUUCAAAUCCCAGCUGUAACCACAACUGCCCCAUGGCUCUGGACUCUUCCCCACGUGCCCACCCUGCUCUGCAGCGGGGAGGGAAGGGCUGCUCAGCCCUGCUCUGGACACUGUGACCCCCAGCACGGGUUUGUGGUGCGUUCCUGCAGCGCGUUAACUCCCUCGAGGUGGAGAAAUGAAGCAAGAAUGGAGGUUACAGGGCAAAACAGCCAAGGCUGGAUUUGUCAGCCCCACUGCUGUGGCCUGUCUGUCCUUCCCCUGGGCUCUGCCCUCGGCCCUCUGCCUGGGUUGGAGCUAGCUUAGGUUGGGCCUGCUGGCCUCCAUGGAUCUGGGGAUGGAGAGGGCCCAGCAAGGCCUGGAGCAGCUGGAGUCUGCUGUGCCAGGAGGAGAGUAAGGAGGGGGUUGCACACACUGGUCUCGCACAAGUUCCCUGACUCUCCCUGCGCUCGAAGGACAAUCCUGCAGCAGAUGCACAAUCCCAUCUCCAUGAGGGGCUGGGGGCUCCGUCCAGGAGUGUUUCCCCAAGGAUGCACCUUCUCCAGGCUCCUUCCUCUCUCUCUCCUGUUCCAGGGGCUGGCAAGGCCCUGGUCUCACACUGGAGCUUCCCUCCAUCUCUCCUUUGGCCCGUUGGACCAUCCCCUGCUCUGUCCUGCCCUGGGCCACGCAAAACUCUCAUGGAGUGGCUGAGGAGGCUCCAGGAUGGGUGUUGCCUCACAUGCUCUCCUUUCCCCUUCGUCACAGAAGAAGCAGCACUUGAACUCAAAUUUAAGGAUUUCUCCAUGUGAUCCCACCAGCACUGAACUGGGAUCUUGGAGGCCAAGGGUUCCAGGACCUGCCCUAUAAAGCACAGACCAUUUCCCCUCUGCUCUCUCCAACCAUGGUGACACCUGGACCAGCCCCAGGUCAUUUGCUGUCAGCCCUUGUUCUAAGUAUCCUGGCUGGAGAAUGGGGAUUCCUCUGCAUCGUGAAAGACAGGAGCAUCUCUGUUGAAUUGAUGGGGUGGGGGGGGUUGCCUUUUGGGGGGAAAAUUCCAUCCUACUGGCUUGCCUUGUUGGAGGGCGUGUGGCAUGUGUGUGUGUGACCCUGCCCAGGACAGUCACUGGUCCCCUGUGAUUGUGACUGAGCCCUGCAUAGCCAGGACUGAUGAGUGUAUUGAGGUGAGG
Molecule: messenger RNA, 6781 nt
Organism: Neopelma chrysocephalum (saffron-crested tyrant-manakin)
Lineage: Eukaryota; Metazoa; Chordata; Aves; Passeriformes; Pipridae
Gene: KIF21B
Product: kinesin family member 21B
Exons: 35
Coding region: 6-4916 (1636 amino acids)
Biological process (GO): mitotic spindle organization; microtubule-based movement
Molecular function (GO): ATP binding; microtubule motor activity; microtubule binding
Source: RefSeq, a predicted model, not a curated record